Molecule: messenger RNA, 453 nt
Organism: Spinacia oleracea (spinach)
Lineage: Eukaryota; Viridiplantae; Streptophyta; Magnoliopsida; Caryophyllales; Amaranthaceae
Exons: 1
Coding region: 1-453 (150 amino acids)
Molecular function (GO): zinc ion binding
Source: RefSeq, a predicted model, not a curated record
AUGGCUCCUCCUUCUCCUUUAUCAAAGCAAAAAUGUUAUUGUGGACUCCCUGUUGCGCGUUUAACUUCGUGGACAAGAGAGAAUCCUGGGCGCAAAUUUAUAGCUUGCCAAAGGUAUGAUCCAGUUACAGAAACAAGGGGAUGCAAGAAAUUUGAGUGGCUGGAUGAGGAAGAUUGUGUUGAUUGGCAAAGGAAUGUCACGAAUGCUUUGUUAUUGGAUAAGAAGUUGCUAAAAGUGGAAGUGAAUGCAUUGAAGAGUGAAGUUGAUGAUUUGAGUGGGCAAAGAAGGUGCCUGUUGAAUGAAAGUGACAAUCUGAAGCUCAAGUGUAAGGCUCUUAUGUCUGAAGUGAACAAACUGAAGGAGGGGAACCACAACACACUUGGGAAGCUCAACCACAUUGCCAUUGCUGCUGCUGUGUUGUGUAUGGUAUUUGUAAUGUUUUUCAAAGCUUAG